CACACUUCUGAGGACAGCUGACAUUAGUAGAGACACCUAGCGGCAGCCAGGCACAAGGCGGGUCGGGCUCAUCUAGAGGGAUGCCGGGGAUGCCUUCCCUCCUAGAUCACCGCUCCACACGUGAGCGCCUCCAGCUUUGCAGUAGAAGAUCCCGGACAGCGCUCCGCAGAACAGAGAGGAGCCCGGGAUAGUAGAGAGCGGAGAGCGGACAGAGCGCCCACUACAGCCGGGGACCCAGCCAGGGAGAGAGCCGGAACUACUCGUCACUACUCGUCCUGGGUGAAAUUCCCACAAAACCUGAACAAUGUCUGCUAAAGCUACAAUUAGCAAGGAAGUCUUCUCUCCCCAGGAUGAGCGGAUGCUGGGGGCUGUAUUGGUCAAACGGAGGACCAAGAAAAAAAUCCCAUUCCUAGCAACUGGAGGGCAAGGAGAAUAUCGGACCUACAUCUGCAUAUCGGUGACAAACAAGAGGCCAUCACAAGUCUACAUCACCAAGGUUAAACAGUUUGAAGGCUCAUCCUGCUUUGUGAGAAGAUCUCAAUGGACUCUAGAUCAGCUUAGACAAGUAAAUGGUAUAGACCCUAAUCGAGAAUCUCCAGAAUUUGACCUUCAAUUUGAUAAUGGCUUUGAUCAAUGGGUGGCGGGUUCAGGUUCUGAGAAAUUUACUUUCUUCCAAAUCCUGUAUCACACAUGCCAGAGAUACCUCUCCGACCAAAAGCCUGAGUUCAUCAACUGCCAGUCCAGGCUGUUCUCAGGAAACAGUAUACUUCAUUCUGCUGCAGACAGUGUAACUAGUGCUGUACAGAAAGCUAGCCAAGCCCUUAAUGAGCGUGGGGAACGACUGGGUCGAGCAGAGGAAUCUUCAGCUGAGAUGAUGAACAGCGCACAACAGUUUGCAGACACUGCGCACAAGCUUGCCAUGAAACAUAAGUGCUGACACCUUCUUGAGUGGAAAUAAAUGUGUAACAACCCCUUUACCCCUGCCGAACUGUAUAUGCCAAAACCUCAGCACAAGGUUAUAACUAAAUAUAUAAAUCUCUUAAUUUUGAAUGGGACACCUGUUUACCUCUUCCUGCCACUCCCAUCGUGCUUUUCAGGCACAAGUGGUGCCAAUGCAAGGGUACAGAAUUACUCCAGGAGGAGUUUGUUCUGGCUAGGACAUGCAGGGUACAGCUUCCAGCAGCCACUGUGAUGCAACAACUACGCACGGACAUUGAUCAGUGAUCAAAGGAAAGAUUGCAUUCCAAGACAGCUGAGGACAUUGGAUUAAAGAUGCAGGACACACAAUGUUUACUGUAAUUACCUGCUAUGAGUUGGCGAGCCACAAGCCUGUACUAAUGUGAAUGAUGCCUCACUGUGCUUCUAAAGGAACUGUAACUGGCUGGCGAGUGGGUGAAUGGUGCUCUUCUAAGAACUGUUUCAAGCUAUUUAAUGACAAGUCUUGCCCAGACCCCUGAGUUUCCACCGGCAAUAUGAAGUAGUUCUAUACAGACAAGCACUUAUGAAUAGCUUGCAUUGCUUUAUGUGUGUGUCUGUUUUUUUUAUUUAAAAACUUGUAUUGCCAGAUUUUACCCUUUCUCCCCCCCCCCCCCCCCCUUAGAGUCGAGAUCACCAUCCAGCUCUUGUGCCAGCAUUUUUACAGGGCUGGCAUAUUUUUAAAAUGUUCAUGCGUUUCAUUUUGAACCAUGUUGCAUAAUGAUAUUCUAAGCAAUAAAAUGGUUACUUACACCUUCAGAAGCUUUUA
Rana temporaria (common frog) is the source of this 1744-nucleotide messenger RNA. RefSeq names its product syntaxin binding protein 6 (gene STXBP6). The transcript is spliced from 6 exons. Gene Ontology annotation, cellular component: plasma membrane; exocyst. Bases 305 to 937 code for a protein of 210 amino acids. The record is from RefSeq and is a predicted model, not a curated record. Gene Ontology annotation, biological process: exocytosis; regulation of SNARE complex assembly; Golgi to plasma membrane transport. Gene Ontology annotation, molecular function: phosphatidylinositol-4,5-bisphosphate binding. NCBI's taxonomy places the organism in Eukaryota, Metazoa, Chordata, Amphibia, Anura, Ranidae.